CGGGCUCGUUCGCAGUCUGCGUCGAGUUCGUCUGCCGUUCGCCCGUCUUCUUUGUAUCUCAUUCGCCAUCCGUUCGUCGGCCUUUAUCUACCAGUUCGGAAAGUGAUUCACAUUCUCAGUCGUUCCGUUUCUUUUUCCAUCUUCGUCCGAAAGGAUCUCGCACCGAGUCGGUCAGCGUACAUUUACGAAUUCGACAUUAUUAUUGUCUGAAUGGGGGCGGAACUCUGCCCAGAGACACCCAGCAAUGUCUUCUCAGUGAUUUAAAUCAUCCUGUCCGGGCCCUAUUUGUUUUCUUCAGCACUUUCAACGUAAAAAAAAGAAAAAAAAAAUUCGACGCGAGGUUUAUCUUUAAGACACAAUGGUUGACAGAUUGGUAAAUAGUGAGGCUAAUUCUCGAAGGAUUGCAAUAGUGGAAGGAUGUUUUGGAAGUGCAGGAGAGCCUUUAGCUGUUAAAGGAAGAGUUUUAGUUGGAGAGGGGGUCUUAACAAAAAUGUGCCGGAAGAAACCUAAACCAAGGCAGUUUUUCUUAUUCAACGAUAUUUUAGUUUAUGGCAAUAUAAUUAUUAACAAAAAGAAAUACAAUAAACAACAUGUGAUACCUUUAGAGGAAGUAAAAUUAGAAUCGUUAGAGGAUGAAGGCCAAUUACGAAAUGGGUGGUUGAUUCGUACUGCAUCUAAAUCCUUUGCUGUUUUUGCUGCCACUUCAACAGAAAAGCAGGAGUGGAUGGCACACAUUAAUAAGUGCAUUGAAGAUCUACUAAGGAAGAGUGGUAAAAAGGCUGCCGAGGAACAUGCAGCUGUUUGGGUUCCUGAUUCUGAAGCAAAUGUCUGUAUGCACUGUAAAAGAAAUCAGUUCACAGUUUUGCAUAGAAGGCAUCAUUGCCGGAAGUGUGGUGUCGUCGUUUGUGGACCUUGCUCAAACAAAAAAUUUCUACUCCCAAGCCAAUCAUCAAAACCUCUAAGAGUCUGUUUACAAUGCUACGAUGCAUUAUCUAAAGCAAAGACACAAAACAACAAAUAUAAUUUAUCAAGCAAAUUAGAAUCCCAAGAAAGGGGAGCUGGUUCAAUAGAAUCUUCAUGUGAAGAUGAUUCUGAUGAUGAUGAUGACAAUUUGAACAAAUCAGAACCGUCUCCAGACUAUGUGCCCAAAUUUUAUGGAACCACUGGAGAAGUUGGAGAUGAUCUGGGGACAAAAUGAGCCGAGCCGAUUUAUUGGCAUUACCACAGAGAAAGGGCAGUAAAAACAAUCACCAAAAUAAUUCUAAUUAAAUUAAUACAUUUAAAUUAUUUAAAUUGAACAGUAUGUGAUAUAAUGAACUUGAAUAUAAUGUUCUUUUUUUUUCAAGAAAAAUAAAUGUAUUCAAUUUUAUGAAAUUAAAAUUUAAACUUUGGAGAGCAUUUAUUGAAAUUUGAAAAUUUUAAUGAUUUAUAGUGCCAAAAUGUAAUUGAGCAGGUGCAAAUAUAAUAGUUGCUCUGAAUUAGUUUUUUAUCUCACAGUAUUAACCAGGUUUUUUAGAUUUGAAUAAAUGUAUAUUUUAUUAGCUAUAGACACUUCUGCUCUUAAAAUGUAUUAUAUUAUUUUUAUAUUAUAGAUGUAGGGUGAAUCAACAACCACUUUUGCACCAGUUCUCGAAUGCUUAAUAGUAGGGGAAAAGAUAAAAUUAUUGCUUAAUUAAUAUAAUUGAGAUGUCUUCCUUGCAAAUUAGGCCAAGUAUUCUUUAUGCGAUGGGAAAUUUGAACCUUAAAAUGCCUUUAAAAUCAAACUAAUCAAGGUAUAUUUUACAAUUUAAACUAGUUUGUUCUUAGUUCGGACAAGUUAAAACAUAUUUUAUGUAAACAGCAUAAUUCAUUGUUUUUGUACUUAGUUUUGAAGAUAAAAGAUAAUUUUUCAUCCAAGCUUAACUGUCAAUUAGUAAAUUUAAGUUACCAUAAUAAUAAUGGCCCCCCCCACAUGAAUUUGCUCUUGCUGUAAUAACCACAAGAUAAAUUUCACAAUCCAGUUCAUUAACAUAGACAUUUUUUGCUCAUUUAAUGAACUUAGUGUAAUAUGAGACAUUGUAUGCAAUUUUCAUAAAAUAUACGAUUUAUUAUCAAUUAUACAUAACAUUUCGUGAUAAGGAAAUAUUAAAUAGCAUUGUACCAUAUCAGUAAUUUAAGUCGUUUUAGUACUGUUAAUUAAGUAUGUUAUAUCAUUAACAGACCAACCAUGUACAGGAUUAUAUAAUUUUUAGACAUUUAUGUUAACUUAAUUUAUUAUUAUUAUUUUUUUUUUAAAUUCCUGUUUUGUUAUAAUUUGGUUUAUGUUAUGAUUAGAGAAAUACAGCUAAGUAAUUUCAUUACCAAUUUGAACAAUGGAAAUUUAAUCCUUCUAUUAAUUAAUUUGAAAAAUGAGAAAAAGGUCAAAAAUACCAGUGCAAUAUUGUGACAGUGAUAUAAAUGUGUUUUAUUUCAAAAUUUGAGUACAUUAUGUAAACAAUUAAUGAAAGUACUCGUUAUAUCACAGGAAUUUUUACUUAAUGUUGAAAAUUAUAGUUGGAUAAGGUUAUUAUCAGUUAUAAAUUGUAAAUCUUAAAGCCGAUCCUUUUCUUCUUCUUCAAUGGUCUUACACAAUUUAGUCAGAUCGUCGCUAAUAACAACUCUGACUCACUACUGCCAUGCAUUUAUUUUUAUUAAACACGAUAAUUGCACCUAUUAUUUUGCUCUCAUUUUUAUAUCAUAAUAUUGUUCAUUAUCUAUAAUUAAUUUGUAUAAGUGGUUUUAUUUUUUUUUUAAACAUAAUUUGGUACAAUGGGGAUGCAAUUUCUU
Messenger RNA from Cimex lectularius (bed bug), 2805 nucleotides. It is a transcript of the gene rush, whose product is annotated as pleckstrin homology domain-containing family F member 2. Gene Ontology annotation, molecular function: phosphatidylinositol binding; metal ion binding. Gene Ontology annotation, cellular component: early endosome. The transcript has 9 exons. The record is from RefSeq and is a predicted model, not a curated record. The coding region runs from base 359 to 1198 and encodes 279 amino acids. Lineage: Eukaryota; Metazoa; Arthropoda; Insecta; Hemiptera; Cimicidae.